Molecule: messenger RNA, 516 nt
Organism: Meloidogyne enterolobii
Lineage: Eukaryota; Metazoa; Nematoda; Chromadorea; Rhabditida; Meloidogynidae
Source: the annotation of a GenBank genome assembly
AUGUUUUAUGAUCAAAUUGUUGAAGUAAGUUACCGCAUUGGCUCUAAAAUACCCUUAACCCCCUCUAAAAUUGCAGCCCCCACCCAUAAAAUUGUUUUUUGCAUUGUGUUUUUCUAUCCUCGAAAGAUAUAUCGAGUGAUUUGGGUGGAUUAAGAAUAAUAUCAGUGUAUGUGAAGGUAUUAAAGUGAAUAUAGAUGGGUGUGGAUGUGAUAUCGAGGGAUUACGAAGUAGUAAUAGGGAUAUCAUUGAAUUUGGAAAGAUACCGUUUUUCUCUAAGUGGUGGAUUAGGAGAGAUAUUUGUGGAUCUGUGUUGAUUAAAAGAAAUAUCAAGGAUGGAGGGCAACUCGGUAAAUUGUUUGAACUUGUUAUGCUAGGCCUCAAAUAAGGUCAUAUUUUGAUUCAAAUUGGUGACUACAAUUUCCUCUAAAAUAAUCUCCCUUUAAAAUAACCCCCCCCCUCUCUUUAAAAUAGCCCCCCUCUAGAGGUCGAUCGAAAAAAAUAACCCCGUGUGCUAUU